AUGGACGGCAUUAAGAAGACGUUUGCGCAAUGCAAGAAGGAGGGCAGGUCUGCCCUCGUCACCUACGUGACUGCAGGUUUCCCCACGGCAGAGGAGACGCCAGACAUCAUGAUGGCCAUGGAGGCCGGAGGUGCUGACAUUAUUGAACUCGGCAUGCCCUUCACCGAUCCCAUUGCCGACGGCCCAGCAAUUCAGACCGCCAACACUCAAGCCCUCAAGAACGGCGUCACAAUUGGCCAUGUCCUCCAGAUGAUCCGCGACGCGAGGAAGCGGGGUCUGAAGGCACCAGUCCUCCUCAUGGGAUACUACAACCCGCUGCUCAGCUACGGCGAGGAGAAGAUGCUGCAGGAUGCGAAGGAGGCCGGAGCCAACGGCUUCAUCAUGGUCGACCUGCCACCGGAGGAGGCUCUGCGCUUCAGGAACUUCUGCCGUAGCUACGGUCUUUCCUACGUUCCCCUCAUCGCACCCGCUACCUCGGAGCACCGCAUGCGCGUCCUAUGCAAAAUCGCCGAUUCCUUCAUCUACGUCGUAUCGCGUAUGGGCGUUACCGGCGCCAGCGGAACAAUGAACGCUGCCCUUCCCCAACUCCUCGAGCGCGUCCACAAAUACUCUGGCAAUGUUCCGGCGGCUGUCGGUUUCGGUGUCAGCACACGCGACCACUACUUGAGCGUAGGCAAGAUCGCUGAGGGUGUCGUUAUCGGUUCCCAGAUCAUCAACACAUUGAUCAAGGCUCCAGCAGGAGAGGGCGCAAAGGCAGUUGAGAAGUACUGCGACGAGAUCUGCGGCAAGAGCACCCGCGAGACAACUCGCGAGGUUGGCAUUGUUGAGACAUUGAACGAGGCCAAGGAGCCCACCGGCGUCCACGUCGACAAGGUCAUCACAGAUGCCGACACACCAGACGGCCCCGGUCUCGCCGACCAACUGGAGAUGCUCAACACUGACGAGACGGACGGCGCGAAUGGAACCAACCAGCAGAAUGGAUUUGACGAGAAGCACAAGUUCCCCGCACGAUUCGGCGAGUUCGGCGGGCAAUAUGUGCCUGAAUCUCUCAUGGAUUGUCUUUCUGAGCUCGAGGAAGGUUUCAACACAGCGAUCGAAGACCCCAAGUUCUGGGAAGAAUAUCGAUCCUACUACGACUGGAUGGGCAGACCAGGACAUUUGCAUCUUGCCGAGCGCCUUACUGAGCACGCUGGAGGUGCUAACAUCUGGUUGAAGAGAGAGGAUUUGAACCAUACCGGAAGUCACAAGAUCAACAACGCUCUCGGACAGGUACUCAUUGCCAGGAGACUGGGAAAGACUGAAAUUAUUGCUGAGACCGGAGCUGGCCAGCACGGUGUUGCGACCGCCACCGUCUGCGCCAAGUUCAACAUGAAGUGCACCAUCUACAUGGGUGCCGAGGAUGUCAGGCGUCAAGCCUUGAACGUCUUCCGCAUCAAGUUGCUCGGUGCGCAGGUCGUUGCUGUCGAGGCUGGUGCGCAGACCCUCCGUGACGCCGUCAACGAGGCCAUGCGCGCUUGGGUUGUUCACCUCGACACAACCCACUACAUCAUCGGAUCCGCCAUCGGCCCUCACCCCUUCCCUACUAUUGUCCGUACUUUCCAGUCGAUCAUCGGAAACGAGACCAAGGAGCAGAUGCAGGCCAAGCGAGGCAAGCUCCCCGACGCUGUAGUUGCUUGCGUUGGUGGUGGCAGCAAUGCCGCGGGCAUGUUUUACCCCUUCUCCAAGGACAUGUCCGUCAAGCUUCUCGGUAUUGAGGCUGGUGGUGACGGUAUCGACACAGACCGCCACAGUGCAACACUCUCCGCUGGAACCAAGGGUGUACUUCACGGCGUGCGUACCUACGUUAUCCAGAACCAGCACGGACAGAUCAGCGAGACUCACUCGGUCUCUGCUGGUCUCGACUACCCCGGUGUUGGCCCGGAGUUGUCCAGCUGGAAGGACAGCGACCGUGCCAAGUUCAUUGCCUGCACCGAUGCCGAGGCGUUCAUCGGCUUCCGUCUCAUGUCUCAGCUCGAGGGUAUUAUCCCCGCGCUGGAGACCUCGCACGCCGUUUUUGGUGCCAUUGAGCUGGCCAAGACGAUGAACAAGGACCAGGACAUUGUCAUCUGUGUGUCUGGACGUGGUGACAAGGACGUGCAGAGUGUUGCGGAGGAGCUGCCAAAGCUAGGACCCAAGAUUGGCUGGGACCUGAGGUCCUCCACCCUGGACGCCUUGAGCCCUUACCGUGACGCUGCGCCCAUCCAAGCCUUUGAGCUUCAACCACUCACCACAUUCCCAAAAGAGACACGGCGCGAGACCAAGAGGGAACAAAAGCGACGGGAGAAGCUCGAGCAGCUUCGCGAGGCCGACGAGAUGAAGUUCUCCCACAGCCUGCAGUUCAAUGCAGUGCCGGACUGGAGCAACCACUACAUUGCCUACAGCAACCUCAAGAAGCAAAUAUACAGCCUUGAGACGCAACUCAACCAGAAGCAGGCGCAUACCGAUGCCGAGUCCUCACCACUCCUCAACGGGGAUGCCGAUGACCCUGACAAGGUCUUCACGAAUACCCUCGACACGGAACUAGAACGCGUCACGUCUUUCUACAAGCUCAAGGAGAAUGAGAUCUUCGAGGAGAUGGAGGCCCUGCUCAAGGACGAGGAGCUGUUCGAGUACCACCAGGAAGAGUACAAUGAGGAGAACGAGAAUGCGCCGCCAGGGAAGAAGAUGCGCAGUGGAAGUGUCUUCAAGGCCAUCGGCUUCAACCGACCGCGGGCCAUGAGCGGUGCGAGCGGGCGAUCAACAGACCACGGCGCAGAGGCAGAUGGAGACGAGGACGAUUCGGACGAAGACGUCGACGAGACCGCACAGCUGCGUAAGAAGAGCCCAGACGGUCAACGGCGACGCAGACGGACGACCGACGAAGACAUGGCAGCCUCGCACGUGUCCUCGAGACGGAAGACGAGCGUCGCAUUCGAGGACUACAACGACAUGGCUUUUUCUGCGCUGUACGACGAAGGCGUGUCGCUUAAGAAGCGGGCUGUCAGUGUCUACGUUUUGCUGUGCGAGCUGCGAUCUUUCAUCCAGCUGAACAAGACGGGUUUCGAAAAGGUGCUGAAAAAGUACGACAAGAUCAUGGACCGCAAACUCAAAAAGACAUACCUGAACAAAUACGUCUACCCAGCAUAUCCCUUCCAGCAAAGCACCAUGGACACGCUGACGCGGAACCUCGAGCGCAUGGAAGAAGCGUACGCGCAGAUCGGCACAAAGGGCGACAUUGUAGAGGCGAAGCGCGAACUGAGAUUACAUCUGCGAGAACACGUUGUGUGGGAGAGAAACACAGUUUGGCGAGAGAUGAUUGGAAUCGAACGGAAAGCGCAAGCGGCCAAUAUCGGUAUCAGCCAUACACUGCUCGGACGCGACACAACGGGCGGCAAGAUCAGGCGACAAGGAGACGAGGUCGAAUCAGACAUGAAGGAGGUGGAUACACCGAUUGGAAGAUAUCGGUGCCCGCAAUGGCUCGUCAGCAGGACCUUUUGGAUUCUGCUUGCUUGCAUAGCGGUCUUCGUCGUGCUGCUUGUGGUGCCUAUUAUGGAGGCGCCUGAGCAGCAGAACUGUCUGGCCAUGGUGAUCUUUGUCAGUUUGCUAUGGGCCACCGAGGCUAUACCUCUCUUCGUCACUUCACUCUUGGUACCUUUCCUCGCAGUAACACUGAAUGUAGUCCGAAGCGAUGUGGAGCCUCACCGGAGACUGGAAUCUAAGGCAGCCGCAUCUUACGUCUUUUCCGCUAUGUGGACGCCAGUCAUCAUGCUGCUACUCGGUGGUUUCACGAUCGCUGCCGCGCUAUCAAAGUACAACAUCGCCAAGAUGAUGGCUACCUUUGUCCUCAGCAAGGCCGGAACGAAACCAAGGACCGUCCUUGUGGUCAACAUGUUCGUCGCCAUGUUUGCCAGUAUGUGGAUCAGCAACGUUGCCGCACCCGUGUUGUGCUUCUCCAUCAUCCAGCCCAUCCUCCGCAACCUCCCCGCCGAUUCCGACAUGACCAAAGCACUCCUCAUGGGCAUCGCCCUCUCCUCCAACAUCGGCGGCGCCGCAUCCCCCAUCGCCUCGCCCCAGAACCUAAUCGCGCUGCAAAACAUGCACCCAGAACCUUCCUGGGGCGUAUGGUUCUUCGUCGCACUCCCCGUCUGCAUCAUCUCCAUCCUGCUAAUCUGGGUCUUCCUCCUCAUCACCUUCCAACCCGGCCGCGGCACCAGUAUCGUGCCCAUCCGCCCCCUGAAGGACAAGUUCACCGGCGUGCAAUGGUUCAUCAGCGUCGUUACGCUCGUCACCAUUGUCCUGUGGUGCGUGAGCCACCAGCUUGAAUCCAUCUUCGGCGACAUGGGCGUCGUAGCCAUCAUCCCCAUUGUCCUCUUCUUCGGCACCGGCAUCCUGACCAAAGAGGACUUCAACAAUUUCCUCUGGACCAUCAUCAUCCUCGCUGCCGGCGGUCUGUCCCUCGGUAAAGCGGUUAAUUCAUCGGGGCUGCUGCAUACGAUCGCGGAGUCCAUCACUGCCGGCGUCGAGGGCAUGAGUUUGUAUGGCGUUCUCGUCGUGUUCUGCGCGUUGAUCGGCGUGGUUGCUACGUUUAUCAGUCAUACCGUUGCGGCGCUUAUUGUGCUCCCGCUUGUCCAGCAGGUCGGGCAGCAGAUGCCGGAACCGCAUCCUAAUCUGCUGGUUAUGGGCGCGGUGUUGAUGGCUAGUGGGGCGAUGGGGCUGCCGACUAGUGGGUUUCCUAAUAUGACUGCGAUUAUGAUGGAAGACCAACGUACCGGCCAACGCUACCUUGCCGUGAAGCACUUUUUGACGAGGGGUGUGCCGGCGAGUAUUAUUACCUUUUGUGUUAUUAUUACGGUUGGGUAUGGGUUGAUGCUUGCUCCCUCUUUACGAAAGAACAAACGCAGACAGAAGGCCAUCUGGAAGACCAUGGGCAUAAUAUUCGGGUUCUUUCUUACAGCUUUCUUCGCAGCGCUGGGACACUUCAUGCUCUUCAAGAAUCUGAACGGGAGACAAGUCGACACUAGCUUCCUAACGCAGACACAAGUCUCGGCAGUCUCUAUCCUGCUGAGCACAAUCUUCAAAGCUGCACUAACUGCUAGCAUGGGCAUGUGCUUCGCUCAACAUCUGUGGUACCUCUUACGCGGCACAGCAAUGUCUUUGUCGACAGUCGAAAUGCUCUUCGUCAUUCGCACAAACAUCGUUGCGUUACUUAACCCACACGGGAUUCGGAGAGCACCUUUACUAUUCCUCAUGGCACUUUUGAUUUGGUGUGUUGGACUUGCAACGGUCUACCCGCCAGGAGCACUUAUUGUGGUCUUCAAAGCUCAAGAGUUCACUGAGCCCCGCAAUCUAUCGGUCAUGAACCCACCUCUUCCGCUGCAUUUGGAUCUGGCUGGCGUUGAAGACUUCCCUACUUUAGGCGGUCAUACGCUGACCUCAGGAUCUGAGGCGUCUCCCAUGGGAGCUCAGCAGAAUCCUGAGUUAAGAUGGUUCUCGUACGACGAACCUGAUCCUGCACUGAUGUUCAUUGCACAGGCGAUCGUGUUCAACAAUCAGAUGUUCACUCUUCCGGGUCAUCCGGGAGAAAACUCUAGUUAUCAUUUGGAGUUCAGAGGUCCGCAAUUCACCUGUACUACUGAACAGUACAACAGCGACGUCGCAAUUGACUAUAAGCAGCGACUUUACCUUGAAGUACCAAUGUUCACAACGACAUGGGAUCAGGAACAACUAAUCUACUCGUCGAAGCGAUAUGACAUUUCCAACUAUACUGUACAAGGUGACCCGAGCAACGAGAUAGUCGGAGAGGCCAAUUGCCGAGUUGAGGAACAGAUCUGCACAGCUCAGUCUGUGCUCUACGAUGUUGCCAUUACGUUUCCGCGCGGUGUCCAGACAGUGGACUUGGAAAACUCUUUACUCAAGGGUACCAUCUUUCACACGGACCGAUUCGUCCUCGGCUCAGACUUCAGCAGGUAUGACCCAAGGCGAUCGCUCAACAUGACCGAGGCCAUGCUCAAUGAGGUGUUGGCCAACAUUACCAUUUCUGCCAUCUCACUUGGCACCUGGUGGGACAUGGUCCCAGUGACGAGUACCCGAUACCGGAGUACAUAUAAUCUCAGUGACCCGCUGAAUCUUAUUCUUCCAUACAGUAUAUGUCUAGCAGCAGCGACUGUCUUCAUGGCUAUUGGGAUAUGGUCGCUAUGGCGCAAUCGCGCGCCCGCGGUCGAUGGAGGCUUCCUCCAAAUCAUGAUGGCGGCCGUAGGCGAUACGGAAAUGAGCCGAGUUUUACUGGAAGAAAGGGUAGCUGCAAUAGAUGACAUGACCGAUGAGUUGAGUAGCUUGAAGAUUCGCUACGGUGGACUGGUGAAUGAAAACACCGCGGGGGCAGAAGGCGAACGAUUGGGGUUUGGCACCGUGAAUGAGACCAUGUCGUUGAGAAAGAAGAGAUGA
This is a messenger RNA of Alternaria incomplexa, 6462 nucleotides long. RefSeq lists its product as uncharacterized. Gene Ontology annotation, molecular function: tryptophan synthase activity. The coding region runs from base 1 to 6462 and encodes 2153 amino acids. NCBI's taxonomy places the organism in Eukaryota, Fungi, Ascomycota, Dothideomycetes, Pleosporales, Pleosporaceae. The record is from RefSeq and is a predicted model, not a curated record. The transcript has 15 exons. Gene Ontology annotation, cellular component: cytoplasm; membrane. Gene Ontology annotation, biological process: transmembrane transport; L-tryptophan biosynthetic process.